AUGUCAGACGCUAUCAAACAGACAUUUGCGCGAUGCAAAGCUGAGAGUCGUCCUACCUUUGUGACCUUCGUGACCGCUGGAUACCCUACAGUGGAAGAGUCCGUCGAUAUCAUACUGGGAUUGGAAGCUGGUGGUGCAGAUAUUAUUGAGCUGGGCGUUCCCUUCACAGACCCUUUCGCAGAUGGACCGACCAUCCAGAGCGCAAACAAUAAAGCGCUAGCGAACAAUGUCACCAUAGAGACUACUCUGCAGUUGGUCAGAGAAUCUCGCAAGAAAGGUCUCAGAGCACCGAUUCUAUUGAUGGGAUACUACAACCCCCUCCUGAGCUACGGCGAAGAGCGAUUGUUGAAUGAUUGUCGCCAGGCGGGUGUGAAUGGCUUUAUUGUGGUGGAUCUUCCACCGCACGAAGCUGUCAAGUUCAGAAACUACUGCACCAAGGGCGGGUUGUCAUACGUACCUCUUCUUGCACCUUCCACCACUGAGAGCCGACUGAAGCUACUCUGCAAGCUUGCCGACUCAUUUGCCUAUGUGGUCUCCCGUAUGGGCGUCACAGGUGCAACCGGAAGUCUAAGCUCAGGACUUCCGGACUUAUUGGCUCGCAUUAAGCUCUAUUCCGGCAAUGUCCCCGUAGCAGUUGGGUUUGGUGUCAGCACAAGAGAGCACUUCAUGAGUGUCGCAAACAUUGCAGAUGGCGUCGUCAUUGGCAGUCAAAUCAUCACAACCCUGACUGAUGCUGCACCUGGCGAGCGGGCCAAAGCUGCUGAGCAGUACUGCUCCAUGAUAUGUGGGAGAAAGAACCCGCAAUCGAACCAAUACCAAGCAGUAGGUGAUGCCGUGCAAAUCGACGAGAUCAGUCAGAUGAAUGGGGCUCAAGAGCAACACAACCGCGUCCACCUGAAUGGGACGGGCCAGGGGAAUGAACUCCAAAAUUCAAAGAUCAUCAUACGGACAGAUGAUCAGCUUGGCGCAGCUGACAAAAAAGCGGAACUAAUCGACAAGAUGGAGGCAAUGAUUGAAUCGGAAGGUGGAGAUCCUGAACUCUUCUCGGCACGGUUCGGGGAGUUUGGAGGCUCAUACGCCCCGGAAUCACUGAUGAGAUGCCUUUCGGAACUAGAAGCAGGAUUCGAUAAAAUUCGAAAUGACCCCGAGUUCUGGGCUGAACUGCGAUCUUACUACCCUUAUAUCGGAAGACCUGGACAUCUCCAUCUGGCAGAUCGCCUCACUGAACACGUUGGAGGGGCCAACAUUUGGUUGAAGCGUGAGGACUUGAAUCAUACCGGAAGCCACAAAAUAAACAGUGCUCUAGGCCAGAUUCUGCUUGCCCGUCGCUUGGGCAAAACCGAGAUCAUUGCCCAAACCGGCGCUGGCAUGCAUGGCGUAGCAACAGCUACAGUCUGCGCGAAAUUCAACAUGAAGUGUACCAUCUUCAUGGGAGCAGAAGAUGUCAGAAGACAGGCACUCAACGUGUUCCGUAUCAAGUUACUUGGUGCCGAGGUCAUUCCCGUAGAGCAAGGCUCGCGAACUCUUCGAGAUGCCGUCAACGAAAGUUUCCGAGUCUGGAUUACGAGGGUAGAUACAGCAUACCACAUCAUCGGUUCUGCGAUCGGACCACACCCUUUCCCAACAAUUGUGCGUGAGUUUCAAACCGUCCUUGGCGAGGAGACCAAGGCCCAGAUGCAGGAACUUAGGAACAAGCUGCCAGAUGCAGUUGUUGCCUGCAUUGGUGGAGGGAGCAAUGCCAUUGGAAUGUUCUACCCUUUCAUUGAUUACCCAACAGUGAAGCUAUUGGGACUCGAGGCUGGCGGUGAUGGUCUAGAUACGAAGAAGCAUGCUGCCAGUCUGACUGGUGGCAGCAAGGGGGUCUUGCAUGGAAGCAGGACAUAUGUGCUGCAGGAUCAGCAUGGCCAGAUCCAAGAUACUCACUCCAUCUCAGCCGGCCUGGAUUAUGCUGGUGUUGGACCGGAAUUGAGUUGCUGGAAGGACUCGGGACGUGCAGAAUUUGCCGCCGUGACCGAUGCUCAAGCUCUCCUUGGAUUCAAGCUGCUCAGUGAGCUAGAAGGAAUCAUUCCCGCUCUUGAGUCUGCUCAUGCUAUAUAUGGUGGCGUUGAGCUGGCCAAAAAGAUGAAGAAGGACCAGGAUAUUGUGAUAUGUGUUAGUGGAAGAGGUGACAAAGAUGUACAAAGCGUUGCAGACGAAUUGCCCAGACUUGGGCCUCAAAUUGGAUGGGACUUGAGGUUUUAA
This is a messenger RNA of Penicillium oxalicum, 2241 nucleotides long. RefSeq names its product Tryptophan synthase. The record is from RefSeq and is a predicted model, not a curated record. The coding region runs from base 1 to 2241 and encodes 746 amino acids. Gene Ontology annotation, molecular function: tryptophan synthase activity. The transcript is spliced from 10 exons. Gene Ontology annotation, cellular component: cytoplasm. NCBI's taxonomy places the organism in Eukaryota, Fungi, Ascomycota, Eurotiomycetes, Eurotiales, Aspergillaceae. Gene Ontology annotation, biological process: L-tryptophan biosynthetic process.